Owenia fusiformis is the source of this 847-nucleotide messenger RNA. The record is from the annotation of a GenBank genome assembly. NCBI's taxonomy places the organism in Eukaryota, Metazoa, Annelida, Polychaeta, Sabellida, Oweniidae.
GCGCAAUUUCACGGGAUCAGCCUCUUUUUCAAGUCUUCGAAAAUUUCGAGAGAUUUUCUCGAACUAUGAAGCUCAACAUCAGUUACCCCGCAACGGGGUGUCAGAAGCUCAUUGAGGUGGACGAUGACCUCAAGCUUCGUGCCUUCUAUGAAAAGCGUAUGGCACAGGAAUGCUCAGCCGAGAGCCUCGGAGAUGAGUGGAAGGGAUACAUUGUACGUAUUUCCGGAGGUAACGACAAACAGGGAUUCGCCAUGAAACAAGGUGUCCUUGUGCCUGGCCGUGUCCGCCUUCUCCUCUCAAAGGGACACUCCUGCUUCAGACCACGUCGUACUGGUGACCGUCGUCGUAGAAGUGUACGUGGGUGCAUUGUUGAUGCUAACCUCAGUGUGCUGAAUUUAGUCAUCGUAAAGAAAGGUGAGCAAGAAAUUGCUGGACUAACAGACUCCACUGUACCAAGGAGGUUGGGACCCAAGCGUGCCAGCAAGAUCCGCAAACUCUUCAACUUGAGCAAAGAAGAUGAUGUCAGGCAAUAUGUCGUGAGGAGACCUCUCCCUGAGAAGGAAGGCAAGAAAGGUGGCAAAUCUAAAGCCCCAAAGAUCCAACGGUUGGUCACCCCAGUUGUUCUUCAACGCAAGCGCCACAAGCUAGCCCUCAAGAAGAGACGUUCCACCAAGAAACGUGAGGAUGCUGCAGAUUACGCCAAACUUCUAGCACAAAGAAUGAAGGAGGCUAAAGAACGUAAAAUGGAGCGAAGACGAUCUGCGUCUCACUCAAAAAGUCGUGGGGACUCACAGUCAAAAUAAUCUGUAUAAAUUAAAAAAUGACAUUAAAAAAGCUGUGAAUGGAA